Messenger RNA from Didymella exigua CBS 183.55, 380 nucleotides. RefSeq lists its product as uncharacterized. The record is from RefSeq and is a predicted model, not a curated record. Bases 62 to 238 code for a protein of 58 amino acids. NCBI's taxonomy places the organism in Eukaryota, Fungi, Ascomycota, Dothideomycetes, Pleosporales, Didymellaceae. The transcript has a single exon.
GAUUGUGAGACGAUCUUGUCCGGGCGCAGGCAUGUGUGGAGAGAGCCGGAACGUGGGAGAAAUGGCGUCUUCGGCGUUUAGCGCAUCGCAGCUCGCGCCGCGAACGUGGAUAAUAUUUAUGCUUCAUCGUCACAUCCGGCUCCCCACCGUCACCAACACUGCCUACGCUCUCUUCAUUCUCUCGAUCAAGCUGUUGCCAUCAACCUCUGUACCGUCAUCUAUACCUACCAAUUUGUAAUCACCAUCUUCUCUACCUCAAAGCUAUUGCAACUGCCGACCUCGGCUCGUACCAGCCUCACCUCAUCCAUCUCACAAUGAACGCAACCAAGGUCCUCCAGGCUGGCCGCCAGCCCAUGAUCCGCUUCCUUGGCAAGCGUACC